This is a messenger RNA of Verticillium dahliae VdLs.17, 612 nucleotides long. Its product is annotated as H/ACA ribonucleoprotein complex subunit 1. Gene Ontology annotation, biological process: ribosome biogenesis; snoRNA guided rRNA pseudouridine synthesis. Gene Ontology annotation, cellular component: box H/ACA snoRNP complex. Gene Ontology annotation, molecular function: box H/ACA snoRNA binding. The transcript is spliced from 4 exons. The record is from RefSeq and is a predicted model, not a curated record. Bases 1 to 612 code for a protein of 203 amino acids. NCBI's taxonomy places the organism in Eukaryota, Fungi, Ascomycota, Sordariomycetes, Glomerellales, Plectosphaerellaceae.
AUGUCAUUCCGAGGCGGUCGCGGUGCGCCGCGCGGUGGAUUCGGCGGUCGAGGUGGAGGCCGUGGAGGUUUCCAGCAACGCGACAUGGGUCCCCCGGCGCAAGUCCUAGAGAUGGGCAAGUUCCUGCACGCCUGUGAGGGUGAGAUGGUCUGCGAGAGCAUCAACCCUAAGGUGCCCCAGUUCAACGCCCAGAUGUUCCUCGAGAACAAGACCUCCAUCGGCAAGAUCGACGAAGUCCUCGGCCCCAUCAACCAAGUCUACUUCACCAUCAAGCCCUCCGAGGGCAUCCAGGCCACCUCCUUCAAGGAGGGCGACAAGUUCUACAUCGCCUCCGAGAAGCUGCUCCCCAUGGAGCGCUUCCUCCCGAAACCCAAGGCGCCCCCGGGCCAGAAGCCCAAGCGCGCCGGCCGCGGCGGCUUCGGCGGACGCGGCGGCGGUGGCGGCUUCGGCGGACGCGGCGGCGCACCGAGGGGUGGACGCGGCGGCUUCGGCGGCGGUCGUGGCGGCAGCGGCUUUGGCGGUCGCGGCGGCGGCGGCGGCUUUGGCGGUCGCGGUGGUGCGCCGAGGGGCGGCGGCAGGGGACGCGGCGGCUUCAGCAGGGGAGGAUACUAG